AUGCUGGCAGCACGUUCCCAAAGAAGGCCAGAGCAGAGGGAGCAGAAGGAGCAGAAGGAGCAGAGAGAGCAGAGGGAGCAGAGGGAGCAGAGGGAGCAGAAGGAGCAGAAGGAGCAGAGAGAGCAGAGGGAGCAGAGGGAGCAGAAGGAGCAGAGAGAGCAGAAGGAGCAGAGGGAGCAGAAGGAGCAGAGAGAGCAUAAGGAGCAGAGGGAACAGAGGGAACAGAAGGAGCAGAGAGAGCAGAGGGAACAGAGGGAGCAGAGAGAGCAGAGAGAGCAGAAGGAGCAGAGGGAGCAGAGGGAGCAGAGGGAGCAGAAGGAGCAGAGGGAGCAGAGGGAGCAGAGGGAGCACACAGGUGCCUUAGCCUCCACAGCUGCAGCUACAGCCACCUCCAAGAAUGACCCCCACGAAGACCGGAAUAGAACCACAAACCUACACACUGUCACGGUCGACAACAGAGGAGCUAACUAUAUAUAUAUAUAUAUAUAUAACUACAUCUAUAACUACAUCUAUAACUUCAUCUAUAACUACAUCUAUAACUACAUCUAUAACUACAUCUAUAACUACAUCUAUAACUACAUCUAUAACUACAUCUAUAACUUCAUCUAUAACUACAUCUAUAACUACAUCUAUAACUACAUCUAUAACUACAUCUAUAUCUACAUCUAUAACUACAUCUAUAACUACAUCUAUAACUUCAUCUAUAACUACAUCUAUAACUACAUCUAUAACUACAUCUAUAACUACAUCUAUAACUACAUCUAUAACUACAUCUAUAACUACAUCUAUAACUACAUCUAUAACUACAUCUAUAACUACAUCUAUAACUACAUCUAUAACUUCAUCUAUAACUACAUCUAUAACUACAUCUAUAACUACAUCUAUAUCUACAUCUAUAACUACAUCUAUAACUACAUCUAUAACUUCAUCUAUAACUACAUCUAUAACUACAUCUAUAACUACAUCUAUAACUACAUCUAUAACUACAUCUAUAACUACAUCUAUAACUACAUCUAUAACUACAUCUAUAACUACAUCUAUAACUACAUCUAUAACUUCAUCUAUAACUACAUCUAUAACUACAUCUAUAACUACAUAUAUAACUACAUCUAUAACUACAUCUAUAACUUCAUAUAUAACUACAUCUAUAACUACAUCUAUAACUUCAUAUAUAACUACAUCUAUAACUACAUCUAUAACUACAUCUAUAACUACAUCUAUAACUACAUCUAUAACUACAUCUAUAACUACAUCUAUAACUACAUCUAUAACUUCAUAUAUAACUACAUCUAUAACUACAUCUAUAACUUCAUAUAUAACUACAUCUAUAACUACAUCUAUAACUACAUCUAUAACUACAUCUAUAACUACAUCUAUAACUACAUCUAUAACUACAUCUAUAACUACAUCUAUAACUACAUCUAUAACUUAUGA
Knipowitschia caucasica is the source of this 1434-nucleotide messenger RNA. The record is from the annotation of a GenBank genome assembly. Lineage: Eukaryota; Metazoa; Chordata; Actinopteri; Gobiiformes; Gobiidae.